This is a messenger RNA of Aspergillus calidoustus, 918 nucleotides long. The record is from the annotation of a GenBank genome assembly. Lineage: Eukaryota; Fungi; Ascomycota; Eurotiomycetes; Eurotiales; Aspergillaceae.
AUGAGCGGCAGCAUUCUCGACCCGGACCCGGUGUUUGUUUUCGAUGCCCCCGUCUCAGCGAAGCGACACGAACACUUAUUUGAAGAUGUAGUUGUCCUUCGAGGAAAGAACUUUAACCCAGAUCACCCAUCCGGCGCCAACUGGGUUCGAGGGCUCGAGCAGCAAAACAAGACCAAUGUAGACUGGAAUGACCACUUUUAUCGCCAGCGCCUGCGCGCGCUACAGGCGGUCGAUGAGCUAGUGGAUGGCCUUUUCCACCGCUUGGAACAGCUCGAUUUGCUGGACAACACGUACGUCGUAUACAGCAGCGACAAUGGUUUUCACAUCGGGCAGCAUCGCCUGCAGCCGGGAAAGUCCUGCGGGUAUGAAGAAGAUAUCAACAUUCCCCUGAUUGUCUGUGGCCCCGGGGUUGCUGCAAACCACUCAACCGAUAUCGUCACCAGUCACACCUACCUUGCUCCGACGUUCUUUAGCUUACUAGGAAUGCCACUCCGCGAUGACUUUGAUGGAAGGGCAUUUCCUGUCACUGAAAGCGGCCUGCUUGCUGCACACGAUCGUACCACGAGCACAUCAACGUCGAAUAUUGGGGAUUCGCUGGCGGCGAGGGAAUAUAUCACGUUGCACGAGAAUAAUACCUACAAGGCGAUUCGAAUUGUGGGUUCCGGCUAUAACCUCUACUACUCGAUAUGGUGCAACAACGAGCAUGAGCUCUAUGAUAUGGAGCUCGAUCCAGGUCAACUUGACAACCUGUUUUUAUCUACUUCCGCCGAGCCUGCCAGCACUGAAGCACGCGUUGCCGACUUGCCCAUAUUAAAGGUGAUGGCCCGGCUAGAUUCACUCCUAUUCGUGCUCAAAUCAUGCAAGGGACAGACAUGCAGGAAGCCAUGGCAGGCCCUGCAUCCUGACGAUGAUGUUUAA